AUGUUAUUAAGACGUUUCUUUGAACGAGCGCGUAUUCGUUGUUCCAUUUGUACAAGUAAACAAGCAUGUUUGUGUACAACAGCUAGACGAGAUUCAUUAUACGAUGAUCCCGAUGUAUCCUUUACAAGAAAAAAUGAACGACAAUCAGCUGAGCAAUAUGGCUUCGCACGUAAAGAUAAACCAGCACGAUUAUUGAUGCGUCGAACAAGUAUUGAUGAAACAGAUAAGGACGAUACUGGCACGAGUAUCAUGGAUAAAUUACGUCGUGCAUCAGCGCAAACACCAGCAAAUAUUCCGAUGCUAGUGAUUGUUUCAUUUAACCCAGAUGAAAAAGGUCUACAAAAGAAACAAAUUGAAAUUCAACGAGGUUUUCCUGUAAAUGCUCAAUAUAUUUUAAGUGACUGGUUAUUUAUAAAAACAGCUGAUAAUGAAGAAGGUUUUGUUCCAUAUUUAUGUUGUCGUCCAAUAUUUCGUCGACAAUCAAUAAAAUCUUUAGUUAAUACUGAAUAUUCUUAUAAACUUCAUGAUUUCGAAUUACAGAAAUCUGAACCAAUCAAAUUUUCAUUGACAUCACCAACGAAUAAAAAAUUAUCUGUAUCAACAAAUCUUAGUUCACCUUCGUGUUUAUGUAAAAGAUCAUCAUCAUAUAAACGACGUCAAGAUCUUGCAUCAUCAUCAUGUGGUGGUGAUUCAGGUGUUUCCGAUUGUGAAUCUUCAACCAAUAAUCAUCUUUAUUUAGAAUUAUCAACAAAGCAUAUAUUACAAUCAUCUAACAUUCAAUCUUGUUCUAAUACAGUAAAAAAAGCAGGUCUUAUUGUACAAGAUAUUCCAUGCAAGAAGCCCUCGAAAACUAAUCAAAUAAAAUCUCAAUUGUUAAUGUCGAGCAAUAGUGCAUUUACACAAAUUGUCAAAAAGAAUCAACGACAGGAAAGUAAUCGAUGUCAACCAUUUCAAGAGAACGCUGACAUGAUAUUAUCACCAUCAUCUCUUCGAAGUCAUUCUCAUCGUCUUUAUGAUAGUUAUGAUGAAACAACAAAUGCAUCAGUAAAAUAUAAUUUUGACAAUCAAGAUAUUAUUUCAUCACCCUAUAUUCGUCGAACACCACAUACUCGACGUUCCCUACCAUACCAUUCACAAUCAGCAUUGAAAAAGCCAUUACGUACAAAAGUAUCAUUUUCACCUGAUCCAUUGAAACAAAAUAAAGAGCAAUGCUUACGAAGUAUUGUUCUUGCUGAGCCAUUAUUACCUUUUGCUAUUAUUCCUAAAAAACCAACAAUUGAAAAACACUUUUCUGAUUUAAGUCUUAAUCAAAUUGAAAAUGACUCACUUUCACCAUCAACUCCUGUCUUAUCAAGUCGUAAUCGACCGUCUUUGUCUUAUUCGUCAUCGUCGUCGUCAUCAUCAUCAUCAUCAAGUGCUACAAGUUCGUCCACUGACGAUAGUGCAGCACCAUUCAUUCAUAUACAAAUGAAUAAUCACCGUGCGGGACGAAUGCCAGUUUUAUAUACUUCAUCAAAUAUAACUACUGCAAAUAAUCAUAAUAACAGUGAUAAUCAGACAAAAAAAUCAACUAGUUUUGUUCAUAAUGUUUCGAUUACUGUUUAA
Rotaria socialis is the source of this 1605-nucleotide messenger RNA. The record is from the annotation of a GenBank genome assembly. Lineage: Eukaryota; Metazoa; Rotifera; Eurotatoria; Philodinida; Philodinidae.